Molecule: messenger RNA, 2414 nt
Organism: Leucoraja erinaceus (little skate)
Lineage: Eukaryota; Metazoa; Chordata; Chondrichthyes; Rajiformes; Rajidae
Product: zinc finger protein 239-like
Exons: 4
Coding region: 808-1902 (364 amino acids)
Biological process (GO): negative regulation of transcription by RNA polymerase II
Molecular function (GO): DNA-binding transcription repressor activity, RNA polymerase II-specific
Source: RefSeq, a predicted model, not a curated record
CGCCAUGCGCGGGAUGUGACGCCACGAGUCACACAGUGACGGGUCGGGUCUCCAUGAGUCGGAGCCGGGCCGCGGGUUUAAUCAAAGCCGAGCCCGGGCCGGGGAGCAUCUGCCGCUCGGGGGAGAAUCAAUGUGAUCCCCACAAACACAGCGAGCCACUGCACUGACGACCAACCCACCCGAAGCACCACGGCCACCCCGCCCAGAGUAGGCCUGACUCCCAGUGGCGGCUUGAGACGGGACAAGAACCAGGUUAAAUGUAAUUGUUUAAGAAGGAACUGCAGAUGCUGGAAAAUCGAAGGUAGACAAAAAGUGCUGGAGAAACUCAGCGGGUGCAGCAGCAUCUAUGGAGCGAAUGAAUUAAAUGUAAUGUUCCCAGUAGAUGGAGAGAAACUUCUCAUAACUGCCAGAUCAUUGAAUUAUUCCAUCUGAUACAAGAAGUAAGUUGUGGUUGGAGGGAAUACAAACUGCAAGUGUUGUGGGAAAGAGAGUUGUGUGUCUUUGGAAACUCUCAAUCCAUUCUGAUCACUUCGGUCAUAAUAUUCUAUUGUCCUUUCCACAACCCCUUGUUGUCAAAGAUCCUAUCGCGAACUAGGAUCGUUGCUUGUUAUUUUCAUGCAGAGAACUCUAUUGAUCGCAGACUGACGGCUGCUGCAGAUCUCAUUGCUACAGAGUUGCAAUUAUGGCAACAUUUGAGUGAAGAAGCAAAGUAAUUAAUUCAGUUGUCUUCCUUACUGACCCGUGUGUUCACACAGGGAGAUAUCACCCUGUACUUCAGGUGCAUGAACUGAUUCAUUCAGUCGUCUGAUGAUGAGACAAAAGCAGGUUCACCCCAAGGAGAAGCAUCACAUCUGCUCUGACUGUGGGAGGGGAUUCAGUCAGUUAACUGACCUGCAGAGACACCAGCGAACACACACCGGGGAGAGGCCAUUCACCUGCUCUGACUGUGGGAGGGGAUUCUCUCGGUUGUCCCACAUGCUGUCACACCAGCGAAUACACACCGGCGAGAGGCCAUUUGACUGCUCCGAGUGUGGGGAGCGAUUCAAGUGGGCAUCCAGCCUGAAGAACCACCAGUGGGUUCACACCAGGGAGAGACCCUUCACCUGCUUCGAGUGCGGAAAGGGAUUUACACGGUCGUCCAAGCUGCUGACUCAUCAGCGUGUUCACACCGGGGAGAGACCGUUCACCUGCUCUGAAUGUGGGAUGAGAUUUACACAGUCAUCUAAACUGCGCAUUCACCAGGUGGUGCACACAGGUGAGAGGCCGUUCACCUGCUCAGAGUGCGGGAAAGGAUUCGCUCAGUCGUCCCACCUGAUAAGACACCGACGGACGCACGUGGGUGAACGGAGUUUCACCUGCGCCGACUGUGGGAAGGAAUUCGCCGAGUCAUCCAACCUGCUGAGGCACCAGCGGAUUCACUCUGCAGAGAGGCCAUUCACCUGCUUGGAAUGUGGGAAAGGAUUCCUUUGGUCGUCCAACCUGCUGCUGCACCAGCGAAAUCACACCGGGGAGAGGCCCUUCACCUGCUCUGAGUGCGGGAAGGGCUUCACUCAGUCAUACAGCCUUCUGCGACACCAUCGUGUUCACACCGGGGACAGGCUGUUCAGCUGUCCUGAGUGUGGAAAAGGGUUCACUCGUUCGAGUUAUCUGGCGAUACACCAGCGCAUUCACACUGGGGAGAAGCCGUUCAUCUGUCUGGAGUGUGGGCAGAGGUUCACUCAGUCAUCCCACCUGGUGACACACAAGUGGGUUCACACUGGAGAAACACCGUUCACCUGCUCCGAGUGUGGGAAAGGAUUCACUCGGUCGUCUAACCUGUUGAGGCAUAGACGGGCACACACGGGAGAGAAUGUUUUUAACUGUGUGGGAUUGAAGCCCGAACCACACGGAAUCACAGAGUAACACCACAACUCUUCCGACGGCAUCGUAGAAGGAAGGAUGAGAGGAGGAAGGAGGGAUCGUGGUUGAGAAAUCCGCACGGUUUUUGGAGUGUGGCGGGAAGCCGCAGCACCCGGAGAAAGCCCAUGCAGUCACAAGAGAAAACAUACAAACUCCGAGGUCAGGAUCGAACCCAUGUCUCUGGCGCUGGGAGACAGAAAUACUACCGCUGCGCCAUUGUGCCGCCCCUAACGUGACUCUUGCAUAUUGUCUUGUAGACUAUUUCUAUACGCUUUGCACUUAAUCUAGGGUUGUGCUUACGUAUGGCAAUACUUACAUGAACUAUAUGCAAUAAAAUAAUUUAAUUGUACCUCGGUACAUGACAAUAAAGUACUUUAAGCCGUUGACAGAAGGCCACCUAGUCACUGGAUCUGUGAGGUGGCUAUUCUAUUCACUAUCUAAAUGUAGUUUGUCAAGAAUACAGUACCAAAACAAAUUUGCUCUUGGCUUUGGCACUGUUUCCUUUCAACAUUCAA